UCAGUCGCGAGCGCGACUCCGUUCCAACUCUUGCGAAAUUCGUGUAUUAUAGUGGGGCGGGUUUUUUAACUUUCGAGCUAGAGAUGACAGUAUUCGCUGACGUCGAGGAUGACGGAGAUGCAGAGUAUGCAGAUCAGUAAUCUAUGGAAAACGAGCUUUGGACUCGGGGGAGUGAUAAGGGUUCAUCGAGUGCAAAUCUUCGAUGUAUUUAUUAUUUUCUAAUGGACUUUCUUCGACACGUGCUUAGGCACUUUCAAGGUUGCUAAGAAUUAAAAAAAAAAAUUGGGUCUUAGCUUGCAGUUUUUUUCUACAAAAAUAUCACCAUGAACAAAAAAUACUCGAAUAUUUUCUGUUUAUGACUAAAAAAUUUAUCACCAACAACGCUUGCCUACUCUUAUCACUUUGAUAGUCACGAUCUACAGAAUAGCUCAUGGCUUAGAUACAUAUUUACGACGGUUAGAAAAAUUAUAAGAGACAAGUCUCAGUAGAAACCGAUACAGUUUGUGUUAAAACAACCAAAUUUCCAGGCUUAUAGUAUUUUACAAAGCAACAUGAGGUCCAUCGUUUUUCUACUGUUUUCCACGUGUUUGGUUCUGAUUUCCGCAGACCGGAAUUUAGAAACUGAAAUCCUACAAAGAUGUAAAUACGUUACUUGCAAUGACGUCAACGAUUUGAGUAAAGAAGCACAUAUUCGCAACUGCAUAAAGACUACUUGUGGUUCACGAUAUCUUAAAGGCAGUCUUUCGAAAUUCUGCUCGGAUAGUUGCAUAGAAGAGGUUAGCAAAAGACACCAAAACCCUAAACCAGAUGAUGACGGGAAACUACCUACGGUCCUUGAUUACUCUUGGAUGGAUUGAAAAGAUUGUUUUUAGUUUUCAAAGACGUAAAAUGCAAAAAUGUGCGCAGUAAAAAGUGUAAUAUAUUUUUCGGAAUAAUACAUAGCAAAUAAUGUAUCAAUCGUUACAAAAGUUUA
Nasonia vitripennis (jewel wasp) is the source of this 973-nucleotide messenger RNA. RefSeq lists its product as uncharacterized. The transcript is spliced from 5 exons. The coding region runs from base 552 to 857 and encodes 101 amino acids. The record is from RefSeq and is a predicted model, not a curated record. NCBI's taxonomy places the organism in Eukaryota, Metazoa, Arthropoda, Insecta, Hymenoptera, Pteromalidae.